UUUUAUACUAGAAUCCCAUCACAGGGGACCCAGAGAGAACCACUGAUAAAUACCAGUUGAUCUUAGCCACAACCAGUACUGCCUCACAAAAUAGCCUCAGACGAAAUCCUAUCCCACAUCAACCAAGCAAAACAGUGCCAUGGAAGACACUACUCUGUCUUUGCUGUACACAAGCCUUUCCUUUAUCACCCUUGUCUUUAUAACUUUCAAGUUCUUGCUUUCAACUAGAACUCCAUACAAAAACCUCCCACCAGGACCACCAUCUCUUCCCAUUAUAGGUCAUCUCCAUCUCUUAAAACUCCCUGUCCAUCGAACCUUCCGCCGUCUAUCACAUAAAUACGGUCCCAUUUACUCUCUCCGGUUCGGAUCCCGCCGUGUGGUUAUAGUAUCAUCACCUUCGGCAGUUGAAGAAUGUUUCACCAAGAACGACAUUGUUCUUGCAAACCGUCCACAGCUGCUCGUAGGCAAACACAUAGGCUACAACAACACCACAAUUGUUGCAUCCCCAUACGGCGAUCACUGGCGCAACCUCCGCCGCAUCGGUGCCAUCGAAAUAUUCUCGUCGAGUCGUCUCAACAUGUUCUUGGGCGUUCGAAAGGACGAAAUCAAACGCUUACUGCUUAAGCUUUCGCGUAAUUCGGUGCAUAGUUUUGCAAAGGUGGAAUUGAAGUCCAUGUUUUCGGAGCUUACCUUUAACAUCGUAAUGAGAAUGGGGGCCGGUAAGCGAUAUUAUGGGGAUGGGGUGACACAUGAGGAGGAAGCUCGGCAAUUCAGAGCGAUAAUAAGAGAGGCGGUUGCUCAUGGUGGGGCUGCCAAUCCAGGUGAUUUUUUACCCAUUUUGAAUUGGAUUCAUGGAAGUGAAGGUUAUGAAAACAGGGUUAGGAGGCUCGCGAAGAGGACAGAUGCGUUCUUGCAAGGCCUUAUUGAUGAGCAUCGGAGGAAUAUAGAGAGCAGAAACACAAUGAUUGAUCAUUUGCUUUCAUUGCAAGAGUCACAGCCUGACUACUACACUGAUCAAAUAAUCAAAGGGCUUGUACUGAUAUUAUUAUUGGCUGGAACCGACACAUCUUCGGUAACAUUAGAAUGGGCAAUGGCCAAUCUGCUUAACCAUCCCCACAUAUUGCAAAAGGCUAGAAUUGAACUAGAUGAACAUGUAGGUCAACAAAACUUGAUAGAUGAAGUAGAUCUUCCCAAACUGCCUUACCUCAAAAGCAUCGUCUCCGAAACUCUUCGACUAUAUCCAGCUGCCCCGAUGCUCGUCCCUCAUUUCUCUUCCGAGGACUGCAAAGUUGGCGGCUACGACGUGCCACGCGACACUAUUUUAUUGGUCAAUGCAUGGGCAAUACACAGAGACCCUGAGCUAUGGGAAGAUCCAGAAAAUUUUAAACCUGAAAGAUUCGAAAAUGGCAAGGAAGAUUAUGAUAAGGUGCACAAGUUAGUGCCGUUUGGCAUUGGAAGGAGGGCGUGUCCUGGCUCUGGACUGGCCCAACGUGUCGUUGGCUUGGCUUUAGGGUCAUUGAUUCAGUGCUUUGAGUGGGAAAGAGUUAGCGAGGAGGAAAUUGACAUGUCUGAAGGAAAAGGGACCACCAUGCCCAAAGCUAUACCAUUGGAGGCCAUGUGUAAGGCCCGUCCGAUCAUCAACAAUGUUCACUUGUCUAUUUAAGUCAGUUGAUUAAUUAGUUUCUUAUAUAUCUAUAGUUAAUUGAUGUGUAUUUUUGCAAGCGUGUAAUUUAGUAUUGACAUGUAGUUUUGUGUUGAAUUUUAAUCCUGUAAGAUAUUAAUUAUAGAAAUUUGAUUUCAACUCUUAA
Ziziphus jujuba (common jujube) is the source of this 1808-nucleotide messenger RNA. Its product is annotated as cytochrome P450 81E8. The record is from RefSeq and is a predicted model, not a curated record. The transcript has 2 exons. The coding region runs from base 140 to 1663 and encodes 507 amino acids. NCBI's taxonomy places the organism in Eukaryota, Viridiplantae, Streptophyta, Magnoliopsida, Rosales, Rhamnaceae. Gene Ontology annotation, molecular function: iron ion binding; monooxygenase activity; heme binding.